This is a messenger RNA of Euleptes europaea (tarantolino), 5349 nucleotides long. Its product is annotated as vitellogenin-1-like. The coding region runs from base 1 to 5349 and encodes 1782 amino acids. The record is from RefSeq and is a predicted model, not a curated record. Gene Ontology annotation, molecular function: lipid carrier activity. The transcript is spliced from 32 exons. Gene Ontology annotation, biological process: lipid transport. Lineage: Eukaryota; Metazoa; Chordata; Lepidosauria; Squamata; Sphaerodactylidae.
AUGAAGGUCUUUGUCCUAGCAUUGCUGUUAACCCUUGUGGAACCUGUCUUUAGUCAAGACAAAUGUUACACAUACAAGUAUGAAUUCAUGCAGGUGACCAGGGUUCUAUCUGAACAGUCUCCAGGUGCUGGAAUAAAACUUUCAUGUAAAACGGAGAUCUGUGGUUCUAGGCCGGGAUUGUAUCUUAUGCGGAUGUUUGACAUUGACGUAUCUGAAUACAACGGCAAUUUUCCAGUACCCAAAUUCAUUCCAUCACCUAAACUGACAAAGUCAAUUGCAGCACAUCUUGACAAGCGUGUUGCAUUUCAUUUGGAAAAUGGGCGCAUCAAAAAGAUCAUGGCUCCUGCUGACCACUCAGUUGACGGUGUUAACCUUUACAAAGGAUUUUUGAAUAACAUGCAACCCAUCAUAAAAGAUAAACAACGUGAAUAUACUUUACUAGAGGAUGAUAUUGAAGGUCGUUGCAACACAACAUACACUAUUCUAGAUAGUGAUAAAGCAAACCGAAUGUUAGUGAUGAAAUCUAAGGACUUAAAUGACUGUCCUAUCAGAGUGGAAAAAGUUGUUGGUUCUUCAUAUGCUACUCCAUGUACAGAAUGCAAACAGAAUUCUCAAGCUGGAGUUACAUCUAGCUAUUAUAUCAAGCCUGCACAAGAGGGACCUGUAAUUGACCAAGUGAUCGUUUCAGAAAUCCAUCGGUACAUGCCAUUUAAUGUGAUAAAUGGAGGAGCUAUCAUAACGGAGGCCAGGCAAAACAUUCAGUUGGUCAAUGAAGAGCAACACAGGCCAGAAGCGCUUCCAGCUAACUUCAAGGAUUGUGGAUCACUUGCCUUUGAGUUCAGCGAGGAGUCAGAGCAGCAUUCCGCUCCUGCCAUGCAACUUGAACGCCAGAUUCUCGAUGACUUGCAAUAUCUGGCACAGAACACGUGGAAGAAGAUUCCGGAAGACUCUGUAAAAAAAUUCCAGCGGCUUACCCAGUUUAUGCACAAAGCAGAUUAUGAACUUUAUGACUCAGUAUACAAAAAGUGUUCUAGCCAGUCAGAAUGCAGGAGCCAUUUUUGGAAUGUAGUUGCUUCUGCUAAUAAUCCCAAUGCAAUUAGACUCCUAAAACAUGAAUAUGAAAAGCAAAAAAUCACUGACGCUGAAGCAGCACAGAUAAUGAUUAUAGGCUUCCAUUCCAGCAAUCCAUCUCUUGAACUUAUAGAAGAAGCUAAGUCCUUCCUGGGAGUGGUUCAUAAACAUCCACAUCAUUACCUUUUCAAAACUACCUUCCUUGCCUAUGCAACACUAUGUCACAAAUACUGCGUUGCCUUAAACAUCUGCCCUGAAUCAGUUCUCAAGCCUUUGAAUGACUUUGCUAAUGAAGUGAUAAGCAAACCUGAGGUUGAUGAUAUGAUCCUGCUUUUGCGGGCAUAUGAAAAUGUGCGACACCGAUCAAUCAUGAAACCCUUCAUGAAGUUCUUCCCAGGAUCCGGACUUUCUGAUUCCUCACUCCGAGUUCAGCAUGUUUUUGUUGCGUGUCUAAAAGGUUUUGCCAAGACAGACCCAACAUGGGUAAGACGUACUAGUAUACAAAUAUACCAACACCGAAAGUUUCCUGAUUCAGUCCGAAUACUUGCUGCAUUGAGUUUUCUUUCAACCAAACCGGAUUUUCCUAUCUUAAUGGUUUUGGCUAACUCUCUGGCCUUUGAACCCAGCGCACAAGUGGAACAUUUUGUCAUCUCUAGCCUGAAAACAUUGGCUACCAGCACAGCUCCAGAUCUGCAAGAAUUGGCGUCUGCCAGCAGAAUGGCCCUAAAUAUAGUGAGGGCAAAAUCUGAACAGCCUAAAUAUGCAAUGGGCAAAAUUUUCAUCUUUAACCAAGAGUCUGUUAUGGCUGGUGUGAAAGCUGAAGUUUUCAUCUUGAAUGAAGGAGCAAGUGUAUUAUCAAAUUUUAUGUCAGCCAAAUUUGAGACAAGGGCUUUUGGAAAUCGGUUUUCUCCUUUAGAGAUGGGUCUAGGAAUUCCAAAUCUUUCAGAAAUCUUAGGAAAUCUAGGAAAAAGAAGGUAUGAAGCUAACAGUGAUAAUGACAGGUCUGUCGAUGCAAGGAAGCUUCUGAAAAUGCAUUCUGACCAGAAAGUGAUGCCCCAUAAAGAACUUCGUGUGGGAGGAUACGUACAAUUGUUUGACCAGAACAUCUUUGUUGGAUCAGAAGAUCUGAAGACAGUUGUGGAAAUCUUCCAGGAACUCUACAGACCACAACAUCGUGACUCUUGGAUAACUAAUCUUGCAUAUGGCCUUCAAAGUGGUAUUGACAUUCAGUGGGUCAAAUCUUUAAUUUCUGUUGAUGCCAGUUACACUGUGCCUGCAUGUACUGGUUUACCUGUGGAAAGAAGCUUGAAUCAUGUUGCUAUCACGACUAUAGCAGGAAAUGCUCAAGCCUGGUUUACUCCUGAGCUACCACACAAUCAUAACCUGAACACAGACCUUACUGCUGUUAGACUGGAAACCAAGUUGUCUUUCAACAUAGACAAACGUAUGAGUUUCAAGAUGGGAAUCCGAAACUCUCUGCUUCAGGCUGGACUGGAAGAAUAUGCCAGACUGACUGUAAAUCUCCCUGUCAAGGCUGCUGUGUCUAUGAACUUUACAGACAAGAGAUUCAAGCUUGAAAUUCCACCAUGCAAAGAGGAAACUAAUUUAUUCUCUCUAAGCUCUAAGACAUAUGCUGUUGUUGGUAGUGGUGAAGAGGAACCUGCUACUAAGUCCAUUCCUGUUCUUCCCAGAAGAGUGCCAGAUAUAAUAAACUGGGCUUUUAAGCCUGAUUCUGCUCAACAAAAUAAACCAAAGGAAACACGAUAUUCAAAAACCAACUCAGCAGAAAGCACCUAUUUGGAAGGACAGUCUGCACAUCACUCAGCUCCAGUUCAUCCAGCUAUGUGGUGCCUUAAUUCAAGUAUAUUUGGAUGUAAUGCUUGCAUUAAGUAUUCAGGUGGACGUGCUGGACUUGGCAGUGACAUACUCAGCCGCAUCGUAGGUGAACACAGUAUUGCAUGCAUCAUCUAUCCAGUCAAAUCAGAGACACCAGUUGAGAAGAUACAAGUCACAUUUCAGCGAGAUGAAGUGAAUGCUAAUGAUCAAACUAAGAAGUCAAAGAAUUGGCUUAAGGACAUGCUCGUGAAAAAGGACAGCAGUGGAGAAAGGACAUUAAGUAGCUCCAGUAGACACAGUAAUGAAGAUGAGAAUGUUAAAGAAAGAUUAACAGAUGCUUUCAGCAGUCAUGAAGCUCACAGCAGACAGCAUAACGAGGGCCAUUCAAAGAGACCAAAGAAACCACAAAGCAGCAGCAGCAGUAGAAGCAGCAGUGAGAUCAGUAGUAGCGCUAGCAGUGACACCAGAGAAAGUAGCAAAAGGAGCAGUGAUACCAAUAGCAGUGAGAACAGCAGACGCAGCAAGAGCAGUAGUAGUGGCAGCAGCAGCAGCGGUAGUAGAACCACCAGCAGCAGUGAGAGCAGUAACAGCAGAAGUAGCAGUGAGAGUGAGCAACAGAAAGGAAGGCAAGAGAAUAGGAGACCCGGCAGGCCAUCAUCUGAUCAGUCAGACCAUGGGGAUGCUGAGAGAAGACACGAGAGGAGUCUUGGGCAACGGCACAUCGGCAGCAGCAGCAGCAGCAUUGAAGAGAGUGACAGCCUCAGCAAAGGCAAACGGAUGCAUAAGGAUGCAAGAAGAAACCCCGACAUGCCAGGUCUCAAAUCUGGCAAAAGGUCUCAAAAAGGCGAAGCCCAAUACAGCAGUGACGACAGGCCUGAAGGGGGUGCAACUCAGGAAGAAACACGCCGAUCAUCAUCUUCCUUGGAAUCAAGCAGCUCUGUUGAAGACAAAAGCAGUGAAAGCAACUGCCGCAGUAGUGAAAGUGGCUGCAGCAGCAGCAGAUCAAGCAGCAAGAGCAGCAGCAAGGAAAGCAGCAAGAGCAGCAAGGAAAGCAGCUGCAGCAGUAGUGAAAGCGGUUGCCACAGCAGGAAACCCCACGGUAGCAGCAGGGAAAGCGACUGCAGCAGUAGUGAAAGCGACUGCAGCAGCAGAAACAGCAGAAGCAGCAGCAGCAGCAGCAGCAGCGAGUCCAGCUCAUCAGAGGAGACUGAUUUCCUGGGAAAGACGCCUUCAACUAGACUCAUUUUUACAGCUCAGGCAGUUAAAAGUAACAACAGAAAACAAGGCUACCAAGCAACAGUAUAUGUCAAAAAAAAUGAAGUCAGGUUCGAUAUGCAACUGGUUAUGGCUCCUACUAUGAAUGCUGCUGAGACUACAUGUCUGUCCGUUCAUGUUUCGCCUUAUGAAGCUAAGGCUAGUCUGAAGAAGGGGAAACAGUGCCAGGAUAAGAAAUUUGAAAUAAAAGUUUCCAAAGGCCACCUUGCAAAAAAUCCAGCAAUCCAACUGAAGAUAAAAUCAAGGAAGCUUUCGCCCAUGGCUAAGGAACUCCUUCCUAGUCUAGCAUCCCAGAUCGGCUUUAACAGCGUCUGUCAAAAGAAUCCUUCUGACGAGUUUGUGCUAAGUGUGGCUUCAUCAUCUCCAAAAUCAGUUUUUGUCAUCUGUAAAUUGCCUGAGGAAACCUUAUAUACAGAAAGUGUUCUUCCAUGGCCUUCAGUUAUUUCUCCACCUCAACAUCAUCCAGAGAAAGAAAUAACUGCCUUCAAUUUUCUUACAGAAUUAGCUGCACGAUUACUUAGAGAAGAUGAAGCUGUAUGUCAAGUGGAUGAAACAAGCAUCAGAAAUUUUGCCAACAUGAGAUUCAAUGGUGUUUUUAAUGAAAACUGUAGAACCCUAAUAGCCCAAGAAUGCACUGAAAAUCCACAAUUCUCUAUCAUCACAAGAAAGUCCAAACCGGAUCUUCCAAGAGAACUUUAUAUCCUUCUGACUGCAGUAAACAUCACAAUCUCACCUGCCGCAAAUUCCUCUCUCCUUGUAACGUAUAAUGGAGAACUCAUAGACAGAGCUCUGUAUGAGGACGACAAAGCAAACAUCGAAAUCUACAGAAAUGAGUCUUUUGUUUGUGUUCUGGCUCCACAUUAUGGCCUAGAGAAUGUGACAUAUGAUGGUAAAACACUAUGGGUUACAGUUUCUUCAGCAAUGAGAGGUAAGACCUGUGGGCUUUGUGGAAGCAAUAAUGGAGAAAAACGAAAUGAAGGUCGCAUGCAAAAUCAGGAGUUGGCGCAUGACGACAUGGCUUUUUCCCAUUCCUGGCUUUUGAAAGACAGCGAUUGUGUUACAGAUUUCACGAUGAUUUUGCCUGAAGAGAAUUCUAACAGGAUAACCAUUAUCAAGAAUACAAUGGAAUGUGUCAAAACUGCCCUAGAAGUAAAUAUGUUAAAUUAA